CACUGUUAGGCCCUUAGAAGAUCCUUUGAUCUCGAACCUCUCUCCCAGAUUGAGAUCCGCAACUUCAGAAAUGGCUCCCAAGGGUGGAAACGCAAAGAAAGAGAGUGGCCGAGCCAAGAAGGCAGAGAACGAGGCUAAGAAGCAAGACGCUACAGCUGCUGACAAGGCCAAAAAGGAGGCAGAAAAAUGGGACGACGGUGCUAAGGGAAAUAAAGCUAAGGAGGAAAAGGAAGCAAAGCGUCUCGCCGAACUCGCCCGCAAAGCGGAGAACGCGCGGCUGCUUGCAGAGGAGGAAUCUGCUCCCGUGAAAGCCAAGCCAGCACCGAAGAAGAAGAAAGAUGUUAAACCAGCUGGCCCCGGCGCGAUCGCAGCUGGAGGUAGCUCGAGUGACGCAGCUCUGGCAGUAGCAGCAGAGACAAAUCCCAAGGAUGAACCGCCUGCUGAGGAAGUCGAAAGCUAUGCUGCAACCGGCAUCGACAAUGCGCUGGAUCUGUUAGAGGUAGUGACCGCAAAGAUGGACAAGGCCAGUGUAGGGCAGCAAGCUGCAGGUAUCGAAAGGCAUCCAGAGCGACGAUUCAAGGCUGCGUUCGAAGCCUACAAGGAACGUGAACUGCCAAAUCUCAAACAGGAGCAUCCCGGGCUGCGCCUGCAGCAAUAUCAGGAUCUGCUACACAAGCAGUUUCAGAAAUCACCGGAUAACCCCUUUAAUCAGGUCACCAUCGCUUACGACGCCACGAAGGACGAGAAACUACAGUCACUCAAGGAGAAACAGGAUGCUGUGCAGAAACGACUGCGCACAUAACGAUCGUUAUGAUGUGAUAGGACUAAAAGUCGGCUUGGAUACAAUCCUUGGGCUAUCAGAAGUCGGGGUGUAUAAUAGUAGCGCUGGUGAUGCUCGAUCUGCUGUCUCCAAAGGAGAUCUGAUAACAAACAUUUGGACUUGUAUGUGCGCAUUCUCACAGUCCAUCAACACCCGUGUGUAUUGUUCAUGC
Molecule: messenger RNA, 992 nt
Organism: Suillus clintonianus
Lineage: Eukaryota; Fungi; Basidiomycota; Agaricomycetes; Boletales; Suillaceae
Exons: 7
Coding region: 71-802 (243 amino acids)
Biological process (GO): transcription by RNA polymerase II
Cellular component (GO): nucleus
Molecular function (GO): transcription coactivator activity
Source: RefSeq, a predicted model, not a curated record